Astyanax mexicanus (Mexican tetra) is the source of this 3980-nucleotide messenger RNA. RefSeq names its product GTPase IMAP family member 8-like. Gene Ontology annotation, molecular function: GTP binding. The record is from RefSeq and is a predicted model, not a curated record. The coding region runs from base 125 to 3181 and encodes 1018 amino acids. NCBI's taxonomy places the organism in Eukaryota, Metazoa, Chordata, Actinopteri, Characiformes, Acestrorhamphidae. The transcript has 4 exons.
UCCAAUAAGGAAGUUCUUAGAGCAGAAACUGAGGACAAGCACUGGAUACUGUUCUCUGAAAGAUCGAGCGGUUUAACAGUCUGGAUGUUUUCUGGAUAUUCCUUCUGGGGAAAUCAUCAAUCAAAUGGAGUCCGAUGUCCAUUCUGCGAAGGUCCAAAGAAGACGAAGCAUAACUCCACCCCCCAAUGUGUCUGAGGAGCAGAGGAUCGUUUUGCUAGGAAAGAAUGGCCUGAACAGCAGAGUGGGGAACUUCAUUCUGGGCAAAGAUGCUUUUAAUACUGAAGCUCCUCCUCCUUCAGUAGAGCAGCACAGUGAGAGAGCUUCAGAAACAGUUGAGGGAAGAAACAUCACCCUCAUCAACACACCUCACCUGUUCCAUCCUCAGCUCUCUGUGGAAGAGCUGAAUCAGAGAGUGAGAGAGUGCAUGACUCUGGGUUCUCCUGGACCUCAUGUUCUAGUUCUGGUUCUACAGCCGGACGACUUCACAGAGACAGACCGGGACAGGCUGUAUCACAUCCUCCACUCUCUGUCUGAGGCGUCCCAAAAACACACCCUGGUGGUAACAACACAAAAGCUGCAGUCAGACUCCAGCAUUGAUCGAUUCCAGGAGAACCUUGUGAAGAAGAUCAUUGAUGAGUGCAGCAGCGUGCACUUUGAGAUUAAGAAGGGGUGUAGUUGUGCUGAUCUUGUGAAAGUGAUUCAAAUGUUGAUUGAAAAAAAUGGAGGAAGUCACAUUAUCUGGGAGACACAUGAAGCAGCUUCUCCUACAACAGAAUGGCCGUUCAGAAAGUCUGAACAUAUACAGAUGAGGGGAGAUAUGGAGAAACUAGAGGAAGAAGACAUAUAUCGUGAUUUAGAGUGUGAAGCAUCGGCCUUCUCUUCUAAGACCCUGAAACCACAGCUGAACCUGGUGGUGUGUGGGAGGAACCAAGAAGUAAAGGCAUCCUUAUUAGACCUCUUGUUGGACAGAAAUACCUCUAAACCCAAUGUUGAGCAAUCCAGCUCAGUGUGUGUGAGGAGGGAGGCAGAAGUAUGUGGACGUCUGAUCUCCCUGGUGGAGCUUCCAGCUCUCUACAGCUCUAAGCUCUCAGAGGAGGAAGUGAUGCGGGAGACUCUCCGCAGUGUCUCUCUCUAUGAUCCUGGAGUUCAUGCUUUUCUCUUUGUCGUUCCUGCUGGGCCUCUUACUGAUGAAGAUAAGAGAGAGCUGGAGAAGAUCCAGAAAAUCUUUGGCUCAAGGAUUAAGGAGAACAGCAUUGUCCUUUUUACAACCGAGUUGAACGCUGAUAGAGGAGAGGUAGCUGCAUGGUUAGAUUCCGAAACCAUACAACUUCUCAGUAUGUGUGAAGGCAGAUACAAAGUCUUGGAGAAAAUGGAAAAUGGAAACCUCAAACCAGUUCCAACUCUACUGGAUGAGUUAGUGACUAUGGCAACCAGAAACAAGCCUGCUGAUCCUUUUGACGCAGAGUGUCUGAGAAUAGUCCUGAUUGGGAAAACUGGGAAUGGGAAGAGUGCAACAGGAAAUUCGAUUUUAGGUUUGAGUCAAUUCGAUUCCAGGGCUAGCAUGAGAGGUGUGACCUCAAAGUGCCAGAAAGAGUUCGGUAAAGUCCUGGGAAAGUCUGUCGCUGUUGUCGACACACCAGGACUCUUUGACACCAGAUUCACUACUGAAAAAGUGACAGAGGAAAUCGCUAAGUGCAUCUCCCUAUCUGCACCCGGACCCCACGCUUUCAUCAUUGUGUUAAGCAUUGGAAGAUUUACAAAGGAGGAGAUGGACACUGUAGACCUAAUUAAGGACAUCUUUGGACCCGAGGCUGUAAAGUACAGUGUAGUUCUGUUCACUCGAGGAGAUGAGCUGGCAGGUGAGACGAUUGAGGAAUACGUCGAGCGAUGCGGCCAUGAUGACGUGAACAAACUGAUCAAGGACUGCGGCGGACGAGUUCACAUGUUUAAUAACAAAGUAAACCACUCUAGCCAAGUGAGCGAGCUUCUCAGAAAGAUCGAGGAAAUGAUCCAGUUUAACAGGAACAAUUACUUCACCAAUGAUAUGCUAAAGUUAGCAGAGAGGACCAUACAGCAGAAAACAGAGGAGAUACUGAGAGGGAAAAAGAUGGAGAUCCAAAACAGUAUAAAGUCUCUGAGGAAGGAUUACAUGAAAGAAGUAGAGAGGAACACACUGCACAAUAAGAGAGAAAGAGAGCAAGAGGAGGUGAAGCAACGUCCUGUGAAAAAGGAGAUUGAGAAGCGCAUGAAGCUGUUCACAGCUGUAACAGAGAAAAGGGAGGACAGAAAACAGAAGGAACUGGAAAUAGAGAGAGAGAAAGAACUAACGGGAACAAACCUGAGACCGGCUGCUGCUGAGGAACAUCCUAAACAAAGCACAAAGAAAAUGAUAAAAAUGUUUGAAGGAAUCAUAAACCAAGACAAACAGGACCAGCAGUCUGAGACCGAACGAAGGAAAAAGAUGGAGCGAGAGCAGAUUAAGAGAGAGAACAAGGACAUUUCAAUACAAACAACAAAAGAGCAAAAGAAUAAAGGACAGGAGCAGAAAGUGUGUGAGGAGAAAAGAAGUGAAGAGGAGAGGAAAAUGCUGGAUAGGCUGGAGCUGGAGCGAGAGAGACAGGAAGAGCUGAGGAGGAGAGAAGAGGAAGACAGGAUGAAAAAAGAAAGCGAAGAUAAAAAGCGUAAGCAAGAAAGAAAGGAGAGAACAGUAUGUGAGGAAGAAGGAAGUGAAGAGGAGAGGAAAAUGCUGGAGAGGCUGGAGCGAGAAAGACAGGAAGAGUUGAGGAGGAGAGAAGAGGAAGACAGGAUGAAAAAAGAAAGUGAGGAUAAAAAGCAUAAGGAAGAAAGAAGGGAGAGAAAAGUGUGUGAGGAGGAAGGAGGUGAGGAAGAGUGGAAAAAGAUGGAGAGGCUGGAGCUGGAACGAGAGUGUCAGGAAGAGCUGAGAAGAAUAGAAGAGGAAGAAAGGAUGAGGAAAGAGAGAGAAAAUAAAGAGCACGAGGAGAUGAAGAACCGUUUUGAGAAAAGACUAAAUGAACUUAAGAUCCAGUACGAGAUGGAGGCUCGAGCACAGGCCGAGCUGAUCAGUGAUUUAAUGCCUCUGCUGGAAGAGGAAAUCUCAGAAGCGGUGAAUCGCGGCAAGGGUAGAAAGAAAGACACGAAAGGUCAGUGUGUUGUUCUCUGAAGGCAUGAGAGAGAAGAGCAUGUAAAUAUGUAUUAUAAUCUACAUGUUUGACUUUACAUUGUUCAUAUUUUCUAAAUAAGCAAAACAAAAAUUCUCUAGGGUAUCAUAGUGCCUAUACAUUGUUUUCAUUAGAUUAUUUGUUGGCAGUUACUGUAUAUAAUCAAUCUCUUGUGGAAAAAGACAAAUGUAAGUAAAUGAAAAAAAAAAAUUCUUAAGGUGUUCUUAUUGUUUAAAAAAAAAAACACUUGAAAAAAAUGUGAUAUAUUGACAAGCUCCAAAGUGGAAUUAUGUAUCCAUAACUAAGUUUUGGGAGUUUAUCCACGCCCUCACUCCUCCCCCUUCCUUCCCUAUUUAAAAACGUCACUUCCUCUCUACCUGCUCGUUGAACAACCUCGCACCCACCUCCUCCCCAUCUUCCUCCUUCGUUAAUUUUAUUAUUUUUCCUCAUGUUUCUCUUCGUGUGAGAGGGGGGGCUUCAGCUUCACGCUUUACAGCGAAGCUGCCCCGACCUCCACCCCAAAUACUCUGAGUUCCCUCCCCCUCUUUUCUUCUUCUCUACCCAGUCAAGGGCAUGGGUCAAUACUAGCAAAAUUAUGAUUAUAGACUUAAAGACACAUCUGGCAUGCUAUCAUGGCAUCAUUAUGUAUUCAAUUCAGUAUUUAUCCUAAUUAAGAAGCCUAAAGCAUAGUGUUGCUUUGCUGUUACAAUGUGUGUUAGUGCACCCUGCUGAAGAGAAGUGGAACUACAGAGCUAAAUCUAACACUAACACAGGCCAAAUUCCAAAUCCAUGCUUUAACCC